AAAAUAGGCAAAUGUAUACCAUGCUAGCACAGCAGAUGGAGAGAGCAGAGCAAUCAAAAUUUAUAAAACUUCUAUUUUGGUGUUCAAAGAUCGGGAUAAGUAUGUAAGUGGAGAAUUCAGAUUUCGUCAUGGCUAUUGUAAAGGAAACCCUAGAAAAAUGGUGAAAACUUGGGCAGAAAAAGAAAUGAGGAACUUAAUCAGGCUAAACACAGCAGAGAUACCAUGUCCAGAACCAAUAAUGCUGAGAAGUCAUGUUCUUGUCAUGGGAUUCAUCGGUAAAGAUGACAUGCCUGCACCACUGUUGAAAAAUGUCCAGUUGUCAGAAUCCAAGGCUCGGGAGCUGUAUCUGCAGGUCAUUCAGUACAUGAGAAGAAUGUAUCAGGAUGCCAGGCUCGUCCAUGCAGAUCUCAGUGAAUUUAACAUGCUGUACCACAGUGGAGAUGUGUACAUCAUUGACGUUUCUCAGUCCGUAGAGCAUGACCACCCACAUGCCUUAGAGUUCUUGAGGAAAGACUGUGCCAAUGUCAAUGACUUCUUUUUAAAGCACGGUGUUGCUGUCAUGACUGUGCGGGAGCUCUUUGAGUUUGUAACAGAUCCAUCCAUCACACAUGAGAACAUGGACGCUUAUCUCUCCAAGGCCAUGGAAAUAGCAUCUCAAAGGACCAAGGAAGAAAGGUCUAGCCAAGAUCAUGUAGAUGAAGAGGUGUUUAAGCAAGCAUAUAUUCCUAGAACCCUGAAUGAAGUAAAAAAUUACGAGAGGGACAUGGAGAUGAUGAUGAAAUUGAAGGAAGAGGACCUGGCUAUGAAUGCCCAACAAGACAAUAUUCUAUAUCAAACUGUCACAGGAUUGAAGAAGGAUUUGUCGGGAGUUCAGAAGGUCCCUGCACUCCUAGAAAGUCAAGUUAAAGAAAAGACUUGUUCUGAUUCAGAAGAUGCUGGAAACUCUGAGUGUUCUGACACAGACUCUGAAGAACAGGGAGACCAUGCUUGUCCCAAGAAACACACAUCUGACCCUGACGUUGAUAAAAAGGAAAGAAAAAAGAUGGUCAAGGAAGCCCAGAGAGAGAAAAGAAAAAACAAAAUUCCUAAACAUGUGAAAAAAAGAAAGGAGAAGACAGCCAAGGCAAAAAAAGGCAAAUAGCUUGAGAACUAUUAGGUACAAUCAUUUUCCAUCAAUUACUUUUCUUACCUGAACUCUGAGCUGCAUCUGGAAGAUGGUUUAUUGAUUUUCACUGAAUUGUUAUGAUGGCACUGUCUGUGGAGACUGAUUCAAGUGUUUUCAUAUAAUUAUGUAAAAAACUCUAAGCUAGAAUCUAGAUCCAGUCGUGGAUUCUGUCUAGUAUUGACAAUAUUUAUUUAAACCGCUAUUUUAAUGAGGAACUUUGUACAUUUUACUUGUAUAUUUUUUUUCCUGCAAAUUUGUUUUUGGCAGUAUCAUAACUAAAUGUAAUGAACAUUUAUAACCUUUGUGUGAAUUUAAAGGCACUUUGGACAAACUUGGGAAAAUUGGUUUUGCUUCCUUCGUACACGCCAAAGACCCACUUGCAAUCAUCUGAUUAUAAGACCAUAGUUUAUAUAAAAAGGCAUUUACUUACAAGAGAAUUCACUUGACUGUUGAGAUCAUUAUUCACUGCAACUCUGCUCUAGUGUGUAUUGAUGAUCAUUGUCAUGCAUUUAUACUUCAUCUGCAGUGUUCUUAUUCUUGUUCUCUUAGUUCAUAAGGUAUUUUACA
This is a messenger RNA of Carlito syrichta (Philippine tarsier), 1732 nucleotides long. Its product is annotated as serine/threonine-protein kinase RIO1. The transcript is spliced from 11 exons. Gene Ontology annotation, molecular function: protein serine/threonine kinase activity; ATP binding. Gene Ontology annotation, cellular component: cytosol; preribosome, small subunit precursor. Gene Ontology annotation, biological process: maturation of SSU-rRNA. NCBI's taxonomy places the organism in Eukaryota, Metazoa, Chordata, Mammalia, Primates, Tarsiidae. The coding region runs from base 158 to 1141 and encodes 327 amino acids. The record is from RefSeq and is a predicted model, not a curated record.